GCCGGCGGCACCGCGAGGUACCCUGAGAUUGUGAGAAAAAGGCCCAUUGGAGGAGACUUCCCUGGUGGGAAAGAAGUUGCAGGGUCAAAGAAUUGCAGACUAGGCCCAGAGCUGAGGCCAAGAGGGACAAAGUACUUCCCCACUCCGCCCAAAUUCAGGAAGCUGCAAACAACUGGGGCUCAGGGAGGAGACCUUGGAGAUCCAGCCCUGCCCUAACCCCAUGCCUCUGCAGUGAACUUGAGACUAUGUGGAAGGGGAUUUAGAGUGUGAGAUGGCAAACACUUUAGCAGGAACCCCUCAGAGAGGGGGCUAGAGGAUUUAGCCACUCUUUGUUCCCUCCUGGUGGCCUAGGGCCCUCAUCCUGGGCACAGCGGGCACUAUGGACUCCCUGGGGUACAACUGCUUUGUGGACAGAGACAAGAUGGGUGCUGCCAUCCAGGACCUGGGGCCAAAGGAGCUGAACUGCACUGAGCUACAGGAGCUAAAACAGCUGGCACGCCAGGGCUACUGGGCUCACAGUCACAUCCUGCGAGGUAAGGUGUACCAGCACCUGAUCCAGGACAUCCCCUGCCGCACAGUUACACCCGAUGCCAGUGUGUACAAUGACAUCGUGGGCAAGAUUGUAGGCAAGCACAGUACCAGCAGCCUGCCCUUGCCUGAGUUCGUGGAUAACACACAGGUGCCCAGCUACUGUCUAAACGCCCAGGGGGAAGGGGCCGUGCGCAAGAUACUCCUGUGCAUUGCCAACCAGUUCCCUGAUGUCUCCUUCUGUCCUGCCCUGCCAGCUGUGGUGGCCCUGCUGCUGCACUAUAGCAGCGACGAAGCUGAGUGCUUUGAGAAGGCCUGCCGCAUCUUAGCCUGCAAUGACCCUGGCAGGAAGCUGAUUGACCAGAGCUUCCUGGCCUUUGAGUCCUCCUGCAUGACAUUUGGGGACCUGGUGAACAAAUACUGCCAGGCAGCCCACAAGCUGAUGGUGGCCGUGUCAGAGGACGUCCUGCAGGUCUAUGCAGACUGGCAGCGCUGGCUGUUUGGGGAGUUGCCCCUCAGCCACUUUGCCCGAGUCUUUGAUGUCUUCCUAGUGGAAGGUUACAAGGUAUUAUACCGUGUCGCCUUGGCGAUCCUCAAGUUCUUCCACAAGGUGAGAGCAGGGCAGCCACUUGAGUCUGACAAUGUGAAGCAGGAGAUUCGUGAUUUUGUCAAGGACAUUGCCAAGACCGUGUCCCCUGAGAAGCUGCUAGAGAAAGCAUUUGCCAUCCGCCUCUUCUCCCGCAAGGAGAUCCAGCUGCUGCAGAUGGCCAAUGAGAAGGCACUGAAGCAGAGGGGCAUCACUGUCAAGCAGAAGAGGCAGUUUGUGCAUUUGGCCGUCCACCCGGAGAAUUUCCGCUCAGAGAUCGUCAGCGUGAAGGAGAUGAGAGAUAUCUGGUCCUGGGUCCCUGAGCGGUUCGCCCUCUGCCAGCCUCUCCUUCUGUUCUCCUCGCUGCAGCAUGGGUACAGCUUGACGAGGUUCUACUUCCAGUGUGAAGGACAUGAGCCCACCCUCCUGCUCAUCAAGACCACACAGAAGGAGGUGUGUGGAGCCUAUCUGUCAACAGACUGGAGUGAGAGAAAUAAGUUUGGAGGCAAACUGGGCUUCUUUGGGACCGGAGAAUGCUUUGUGUUUAGGCUGCAGCCUGAGGUGCAGCGCUACGAGUGGGUGGUCAUCAGACACCCGGAGCUGACCAAGCCGACAUCCCUCAUGUCCUCAGAAACCAACAUCUCCACGCCACUCAGCCACUCUUCAGACCCUGCUGACCGUCUCUCGCCGUUCCUGGCUGCUCGGCACUUCAACUUACCCUCUAAGACCGAGUCUAUGUUCAUGGCAGGGGGCAAUGACUGCCUCAUCAUUGGGGGAGGUGGUGGCCAGGCACUUUACAUCGAUGGAGACCUGAACCGGGGCCGAACAGGCCACUGCGACACCUUCAACAACCAGCCCCUCUGCUCGGAGAACUUCUUGAUUGCUGUCAUUGAGGCCUGGGGCUUCCAAGACCCUGAUGCUCAGUGACAGGCCUACAUCAAUGGUGACUGAACCUCUGCUGUGGGGUGAUGGGGUGAUGCUGGAUCCUUCCUCAGAGAGCUGAGAGUAAACAGAUCCUCAUGGUGGGCAGGGUCGGGGGCAGCCAGGCUGAGCCUGGCACAACUAGACUGGCUCACAGGGGCCACUUACAUCAGGGUAGGAACUAGGGGCUGCUGUGCUUACACCCCAGUGCCUGCCCAGAGGGACCUUCCUCCCCCAUGCAGUGCUCUGGCUCUCCUAGGGGGGUAUCCUGAGUGGCAGUCCUCACGGGCAGGGGCUGUCUCACCUCUGUGGAAUCUUAGCACCUGGGGAUACUGGAAAUGAAGAAGGAACCUGUUACCAAGUGUGGGGCCGUGGGGCCCCCUGCUGGUGUGGCAUAGCAUUACUCCCUUCCUGAGCAAGGGUCCUGGGCCCCAGACUGCUCCUUGGCAGGAUUCUUUGCCUUCACCCUGGCCCCACUCUUGCCUGGCCUCUGGCCUUGCUCCCCCAGCCCCAUUGGCCCUGGCUUCUCCAACAGUGAGCUCUCAGGUCCCCCAGGGCUGCAUCUGAUGCUUCUGGGGGCUCCACCUCUCCUAGGGAGGGCCAAGGCAAGUGGGAUGGGGCUGACCUUGGGUCUUUGGGUUUCUGCAGAGCCUGAAGCUCUUGCUGGCCUUGCUGCGUGUUCACACCUGGAGAGGUGUCCAGGGAGGGGCCGGCCACUAGGGCUUCCCAGCCAUCCUCCUUUCUAGCCCUAUAGCCUCCCUGAUCCCCCUGCAGCCUCUGUCACUUCAGUGACCAAGGCCCAGGCUUCUAUUCACACCACUCAUCAUGGCAUGCUGUCUCAGACCACCCCCCUUUUCUUCACUAGGCCCUGAGGCCUCCCCAGGGCUCACAGCACCUUCCUGGCCACCCUGCAUGGAUGCACAUCUUCCCCCUGCCCUUCUCGUGGCCCUGUGGCUGACACAGGUCAGAAUGUUCUGCCACCUGUUUCCUUACAGCUUCUGGGGGCUUGAGCCCUUACACUGCCUGGGCCCUGUGCAGGCCAUAGUGCACAGGAGGUGCCAGGGAGGACUUGUGCCAGGCACUACAGGGAGAAGCCCAUGACCUCAUGACCUGUCUGCAGCUAGGAUCUGGGCACCACAGAGGGAAGAGAGAAGCAGGGGCCCAACCAGUUGUGCCAGGGCCAUGAAGGCCUAGGUCACAGGUACAGGUGCCAGGAAUCCUGUCCUACCCCCAUCCUUCUGUGGCUCCAGCCAGCACCACUUGGGGUCCCUGUGCCCAUUUCCACACUUGUGUUUUUCUUCCCGUCGGGGGUCAUCCUCCUUUGCCUAUUACUUGCAUCACCACUGAAUGGAGUCAUAGUCACAGUGGAACAGGAGGAAGAACCAGGAACACUGUGGCUCCGAGCAAGCUGAUAAGCCUGCCUGGAACUCAGUUUCCCCAACUGUGAAGUGGACCUGUCAUCCGCCUGCCUUGCUGUCCUCCUAGAAGGAAAAAAGUGGGAAGGUUGUCCCCACUCACCCCUACAGACUGAUGUAGCCCUCCCCCCACCCACCCCAUGCCCUAUAGCUGUGGUCUAUAUGGCCAACUUAGGUGUUCAUUAAACACAGUCUUGUUGCAUUGA
Molecule: messenger RNA, 3656 nt
Organism: Otolemur garnettii (small-eared galago)
Lineage: Eukaryota; Metazoa; Chordata; Mammalia; Primates; Galagidae
Gene: TBC1D24
Product: TBC1 domain family member 24
Exons: 9
Coding region: 380-2041 (553 amino acids)
Source: RefSeq, a predicted model, not a curated record